Molecule: messenger RNA, 1018 nt
Organism: Hibiscus syriacus
Lineage: Eukaryota; Viridiplantae; Streptophyta; Magnoliopsida; Malvales; Malvaceae
Exons: 6
Coding region: 1-879 (292 amino acids)
Molecular function (GO): oxidoreductase activity
Source: RefSeq, a predicted model, not a curated record
AUGUCCAUGACAGCCUCAGAUGUUGUCCAGGUACAUUUACAGAGAAAUCCAACACUGUCCCUGAGUCUUUGUACAAUAGCCUGCCGCUCUCUAGCUACACCAAGCCCAGCCAGAUACAUGGAUUCUGCAUCCCCUUCUGUUCAAUCUUGUUUGAUUGGUGUUGAUUACAAGCAUUUCUGUGAUGAGUUUCAUAUCUUUCUUCUGCUCGAACCAAGAGUUUUAGGUGGUGGAAGUGGUGUUACUGGCCCCUUACCAAGAGUUUUUAUUUCAGAGCUUCAUGUGGAUCAACUAAGCCCCAAAGCACAGGUUCUUAUUUUGUAUAUUUUUUCAUUGCCGACUCGGGAAAUAAUCAGAAAGUACACUGAAAAAUACGGUUGUGGAAAUAAAUAUGCUGCUCUUGCAAGUGCUCUGGUAUCUUUAACAUGGGAGAAGCCCUUGUAUUCUGAAUUUCAACAAUUGGAAGGGGAAAGUGAAUACGCUGCAUGGACCUUUGUCAAUGGGUAUGCACUCAAUCAUGUCACCAUCUCCACGCAUCGGCUGAAAUCUAACUUGAAGAAUAUCAAAAGCCUCAAUCAGUUCAUUGAAAAGAAUGGGUUCAAGUUGAAUUAUGAAGGCGGAGUUCUAAAAGGCAGUCCGGAUGGCCUUCUACUGCAAAGCUCAACCGUGGCAGAUUCAAUACCUUUCAGUUUCUCUGACGGUAUUAAUGAGUCCGUUCCCUGCUCAUACAUUGAGUUUGCUGAACGCCUUGUGUUGCCUCAAUACAAAAAUCAGCCCGAGAGUGAGAUAAAAGAGUCCCACAGGCGAGAUGGAUUUGAGGUCGGGAAUGCUGACAAGAUAUUUGAGAGCAUAUCCAAGGAGCAGCUGACAAGGAGAGCUUGAGCGUGGCAAUUCAGGGGAAAGUGUAGCGGAAGGUUAAUAAGUCAGACGGUCAAAUUUCGUAAUGUAAAUCAACUAACGUUACUGUUGUUGAAUGUAGAAAACAAUAAAUGAGGGGUUAAAUAUGAGUUGUAAUUGGCUU